Molecule: messenger RNA, 2005 nt
Organism: Phacochoerus africanus (Common warthog)
Lineage: Eukaryota; Metazoa; Chordata; Mammalia; Artiodactyla; Suidae
Gene: AQP9
Product: aquaporin 9
Biological process (GO): water transport; glycerol transmembrane transport
Cellular component (GO): basolateral plasma membrane; plasma membrane
Molecular function (GO): urea transmembrane transporter activity; glycerol channel activity; water channel activity
Source: RefSeq, a predicted model, not a curated record
GAAUAAAGGUAAUGAUUAAUCCAUCAGGCACAAAAAGGAUUGUUUUGGGAAUUUCAGGUUCUAAUUCGUCAUUUCAAAUAAACAGCAGCAAACGGUGGAUAAUGAUUUCACCACAACAGGAUUAGAGCCACAGGCUCUAAUUGGAACUGGAUUUAGACACCCAGUGAAUCUCGUGAGUAGCUGGAAGCACCUCCAGGAAUCAGUGAGUAGCUGUCAAAACUUCUAUUUCAUAUGCCAUUGAAGUAGGGAGGUAUAGCAGAAAACAGUGGUCCUUGGAGAAGACCCAAGAUGCAGCCUGAGAUGGAACAAAAGAAAAAAAGCUUGAAGCAGAGACUGGUCUUGAAGAACAGCUUAGCUAAAGAAAUGCUCUCCGAGUUCUUGGGCACGUUUAUAAUGAUUGUUCUUGGAUGUGGCUCUGUUGCCCAAGCUGUCCUCAGUCGAGGACAUUUUGGAGGAAUCCUCACUAUCAAUAUUGGAUUUCCAAUGGCAGUUGUAAUGGCAAUUUAUGCGACUGGAGGUGUCUCUGGUGGCCACAUCAACCCAGCCGUGUCUUUUGCCUUAUGUCUUUUUGGACGGAUGAAGUGGUUCAAAUUGCCCUUUUAUAUGGGAGCCCAGUUCUUGGGAGCCUUUGCAGGGGCUGCAACCCUCUUUGGCAUUUACUAUGAUGCACUUAUGUCUUUUGCUGAUGGAAAACUGCUCAUCACAGGAGAAAACGCAACAGCACAGAUUUUUGCAACAUACCCAGCUCCAUAUUUGUCUCUGAUAAAUGCAUUUGCAGACCAGGUAGUGGCCACCAUGUUCCUCCUUAUUAUAGUCUUUGCUGUUUUUGAUUCAAGAAACUUAGGAGUCCCCAGAGGCCUACAGCCCAUUGUCAUUGGCCUCCUGAUUGUUGUCAUUGCUUCCUCUCUGGGGAUGAACAGUGGCUGUGCCAUGAACCCAGCUCGAGACCUGAGUCCCAGACUUUUCACUGCUUUGGCAGGAUGGGGGUUUGAGGUCUUCACAGCUGGAAAUAACUUCUGGUGGAUUCCUGUAGUGGGCCCUUUGGUUGGAGGUGCUAUUGGAGGCCUUGUCUAUGUUCUCUUCAUUGAAAUUCACCACUCAUAUCCUAACCCACACUUUGAGGUCGAACAAUCGGAGGACAAACCAGAGAAAUAUGAACUUAAUGUGAUAAUGUAAUAGCAUGCUCAGUUCCAGGUUUAUACAAUUGGCUUCCUAUAGGGCUUGGCAUUUCACAAGGCACUUUCACACACAUUAUCUGAUUUAAUCUCCAUAGUACUAUCUGGGGUAAAUACCAUGCUGCUUAUCUUUCAGAUAAGGGAACAAAAUCUCAGCAAAGUUAAAUGAGUUGCCUAAGGUCACAUGGAAAGUUGGACAUUAUCAAAUACAUCCUACACCUUUCAGAAGAUCAAUAACUGGAUUAAAACUUUGGCCAGCCCCUCUUGGGUGGCCAGAAGUGGGAUUGGCAGCUGCCAGAAAGCAUACACCUACACCUUCUGAGCAUCAUUCUUCUGGAUCCUGGGUUAUGAAGACAUUUACUGUCUGGUUUUAUCCCCACUGUUAUUGAAGCCCUAACAAAGGAAAGAGGUAGCCAUUGCAUCAUAUUUUUCAUGUGCUAAAGAACAUUAUCAAAAAGCCUCCCUUCUGAGGCCACCCUUAGUGUUGCUAAGCCUUGAUCUUCCUGCCAAUCGCAAACAUUAUACAUUUCAGGAAUUUCUUCUUGGUCAGGCCCCUCCCUGUCACUUUGGUCAAAAGAGCCUAUGAACCACAAGCACCAGAGAAACUGCUCUACAUCCAGUGAAUGCACCUUCACUCAAACUGUUACAAAGCUCAGAAUCCCCAAAGCUUUCUUGUUUCUCAACUGCUUUGUGAUGAUAACAGAAACACAAAAGGCAAAUGUGAAAUGUCUUUAGAGGCCUAUGUUUUGGCAUAGACUGACAUAUGGAAUUUUUUUUUCUUGCUUUGAAACUACUUGAUAUUUCUUAUUUGAAAUAAAUUUGGGAUGAGG